Symbiodinium sp. CCMP2456 is the source of this 2946-nucleotide messenger RNA. The record is from the annotation of a GenBank genome assembly. Lineage: Eukaryota; Dinophyceae; Suessiales; Symbiodiniaceae.
AUGCCACGCCCCGCGAUCAGCGUUGUCCUGCCCGUCUACAACGGCGAGCGCUACCUGCGCGAGACGCUGGCCAGUUUGCGUUGGCAGUCGUUCGCCACUUGGGAGGCGGUCUGUGUCAACGAUGGGUCGACCGAUGGCUCGCUCGACAUCCUCCGUGACUACGCCGCGGCGGACCAGCGCUUUCGGAUCAUCGAUCAGCCCAACGGCGGCAUCGUUGCGGCGCUCAACCGCGGGCUCGCCGAAGCGCGGGCCGAUUGGGUCGCGCGGCUUGAUGGCGACGACAUCGCGUUGCCGCACCGGUUCAAGACGCAGCUCGACUUCGUGCGGCGCCGCCCCGAGACGACGGUCGUCGGCUCGGCGGUCACGACGAUCGACCCCGAGGGGGACGUGCUGCGGACGCUGCCGUGUGUGACGGAGCACCAGGCCAUCGAGAACGCGCUGUUAGCCGGCGACGCGCCGAUAGCGCACCCAACCGUGAUCGUGCGGCGCGACGCCGUGCUCGCCGCGGGCGGCUAUCGCAGCGCGUACGAGUGGGUUGAGGACGCCGACCUCUGGCUACGGCUCGCGCGCGAAGGCCGACUGGCGAACCUCGCCGAACCGUUGGUGCGUUAUCGAUUGCACGCCAACUCGGUUUGCUGGACGAAGCGCGCCGAGCAACAGCAGCGGCUCGCGCGCUUGCUGCGCGAAGCCCGCGCCGAGCGCGGCCUGCCGCCGCUCCCCGAGCGUGAAGCGUCGCAGCGCCCGCUCUCCGACCCGCGCGGCAAGUGGGCCCGCCAAGCGGCCCGCGACGGGCGCGUCGGCGUGGCGAUGAAGUGGGUGCAGCGACUCGUCGCCGACAAGCCGUUGGCGCCGAGCAGCUGGCGCGUCGCCGCGGAGACCGUUUUGCGUGGAGCGAUUGCCGUUGCGACGGGGCGGCGCGAGCGGUUGCCGGUGUUGCCGGAUUGGCGAGAGUUCGAUUGCGUGGCGAGCGGCGCCGCGUUCGAUUACAGUGCGGGCAUGUUCGAUUCGCCCCUCGACCGUCACCGCCGCACGAAGCGAUCGAUGCUGCCGUUCUGGCUGCUGAUCGUGACGAUUCUGAUCGUCUUCGGUUACUGCCUCUACGCGACGGUGGGCCCCAACCCGCCGAUCAUCGUCAGCAAAGCGACAACGCACCUAACGACGCCGCUCGGCAAAGAUGGCCUGCCCGAUUACGCCGCGGUGCUGCUGGCCGACACGAUGAAGGGCGUGACACCGGAGACGAACGCGGCGGUGCCGCUGUUGGAGGCGAUGGAUAUCAAAGAGUUCGACAAACUCGAGCCGUCCGAGAAGGACAAUCUCAAGCUUGUCUUCGACAAGAUUGGCGCUGUGUGGCCGCCAGAUGAAACCCGAGCGAUUCCUUCACUGUUCUCGAAGGAAGUGAGAAUUGGGGCAGUGCGACUCUAUCGAGAGCGAGUCCCGCGUCCUGCGGACAUAGAGAUCGUGAACAUCGGAAGCGGCGGCAACGAUUCAGAAGUUGAUGAGUCUUCAGUAGAGCCUUGGGAUGACGACUGCUGCGGCAUCUCGGAUGAAGACUUCUGGCGUUUAAGCGAGGAGGAGGUCGCCAAUGACGAGCGAGCCCGGUUUUACUAUGACAGCAUGCUUGACCGGCCUUGGUCACAGAACGAUCUACCGUUCCUAGCCGAUUGGUUUGAUGAGAAUGCCUCGGCGAUCAACCACUUAGUGGCGGGUCUUGAGAGAGCGGGAUGGGGUCUUCCCAAGGCCGCGUGGAUACGGGGAGAGAGCGAUCCAUCGACAUGGCUCGAUGUUGCAACCAUGUCAACGGCUCGCCAAUCGGCUCGUAUUCUCGUAACGCGAACGCACUUCAGGAUUGGCCAACAGGAUUGGCGCGGCGCUCGUAGCGACGCGCUGGCGAUAAGCAAACUCGCUGCGCACUACGCGACGGGGCCAUUUCUUUUAGACCAACUGACAGCGACUGCAUUUGACGGAAUAGGGUUGCCGGCGAUUCAACAGCUCGCCUUGGCGCCAGACACCCCUGCGGAAGAGUUGCGAGCACUCCUGAGCGAGUUCGACUCGAUCGGUCCCGCCAGUCGUAUGGCUGACGUGAUGGACCGAGGCGAACGCUAUUACGGAUUGAGUGAAGUAAUCGCCUGGGCCAACUCAUCUGAUAUCGAUGGGCGACUCAAGGGGUAUCUCGAUUACAUCGGGUUUAUGGGGUCUUCAAAUCCGGCGUCGUUGAACCUUCAGGUCCUGGAACGCUUUUCAAUCGAUUGGAACGUUGUUCUCCGACUGCUUGACGCCACCUACGAUCAAGUUGUUGCGGCUGCGAAGAUUCCGAACGGUCGCGACCGUCGGGCCGCUUUGGCUUUGAUCGACGCCGAGAUUCACGCUGCUGCUGAGAGAGUGCAGUCUACCGCGUCGGGUUUUGAGCGAAUCUGGACCUCUGCCGCGCGGGGUGAAUUGGCAGCCGACGUUUUUGUGUCGAUCUCCGCGAUGCAGUACGUAACCUAUUUUGCGAUCGAGGAUCGGAAUCGAAUCGACCGAGCGCUUACUCGUACGGCUAUAGCACUAGCCAUCCACCGCGCGGAACACGGCGGGUAUCCCGAAUCACUCGAUGACCUCGCGCCAGAUGUUCUAGCCACAUCGCCCGUCGACCCCGUCUAUGGCGGUCCGUUGGGUUAUCGGCGAACCGACGACGGGUUCCUCGUGUACUCCAUCGGCUUCAACGGCGUUGACGAUGGCGGCAGUAACGAUGGCGAGGCGGUCGGAUUCGGACGCCAAGUCUUCGAGGGAAUCUUCGUUAACGAGCAAAGCGACCCUGCCGAAGCCGCCAACCUCACCGCAAAAAUCCCCAAGGGCGCCGACGACCUCUCGCUCCGUGCUCCGCUACCGAUCAAGCCUUGGCCGUGGGAGAGGGCGACGGGGGAGGGGAGCGACGACGCGGCUAGUGAUCCGUUGAUGGCGGACUAG